AUGUUCGUUCUCUGUCGCAAGAUUUCAUCCUACUACAAACGGGAACCAACCACCCAGACCACACAGCCCGGCCAGAGUCCCCAGCUGGAUGGGGAGCGCAUGUGCUGGAUUUGUCUGAGCGGCGACGAGGAGCUCCCGCCUCGCAUCGAUUGGCUGCAUCCGUGCCGCUGCCGUGGCGGCAACAAAUGGGUUCACCGCGCCUGCCUGAAUCGAUGGAUCGAUGAGAAGCAGCUGCAACAUCCGGAGAUGCGGGUCGCCUGCACCCAGUGCCGCACAGAGUACAUUAUUGUGACGCCUCCGCUCAACGCGUUCUAUACGCUGCUGCACCGGCUGGACCAGCUAUACGAUACGUUGUGUCCGGCCGUUAUGAUGGGCACCCUCUCGGCGGGUCUCUACUUUGCGGCGAUGACCUUCGGUGCCCUGACCCUCAUGCAGAUCUUUGGCUACCGCGUCAGCCUGACGCUAUUGAGGGACGAGCCCACCACACUGAUGAUCGCCCUGCCCACGAUCCCCGCUGUGCUGCUGCUGCUGCGCAACUUCCCGUGGGACGAUCACCUGAUUCGCUUGUGGCGCCGCCUACGCGGUCCCCGCCCGGCUGUGCCGCGUGCAGAUUUGGAUGAAGACGGCGAGCUUCCGCCCGGCGCUCCGCUCGACGAACAGUACUACAUGCCUGAGCCAGCCGAUCGUCCGGGCAUGGACUUGCUGCAGCAGGGGGGCAUCGGCAUCUUUAACAACGAUGGCAUCGCGAAUGCUUCCAGCGGCUUCAUUGUGGCCCUCAGUCUGCCCAGCUUUGCCGUGCUGCUGGGCCGCACACUGUACGCGAGGUUGAACAACAAGCUGCUGGGCAUCGUUUUGGGCGGUCUGACCUUCUUGGGCAUCAAGGGACUGGCCAGAGCCUAUCUGCGCCACUCAAAUCUGCAGCGUCGCCGAGGGCGUUACGUUCUCGAUUACAUUCCGUUGCAUGUGCAGAGCUACGCCUCGCUGCGUGGAUUGGCCAGUCACAAUAUUCCCAACACACGCUAGAAGAAACGCAUCCCAUGCCCCCCACACACCCACACACA
Messenger RNA from Drosophila obscura, 1061 nucleotides. RefSeq names its product E3 ubiquitin-protein ligase MARCHF5. The record is from RefSeq and is a predicted model, not a curated record. Gene Ontology annotation, molecular function: zinc ion binding. Bases 1 to 1023 code for a protein of 340 amino acids. NCBI's taxonomy places the organism in Eukaryota, Metazoa, Arthropoda, Insecta, Diptera, Drosophilidae. The transcript has 2 exons.